Lathyrus sativus (Indian pea) is the source of this 1239-nucleotide messenger RNA. The record is from the annotation of a GenBank genome assembly. Lineage: Eukaryota; Viridiplantae; Streptophyta; Magnoliopsida; Fabales; Fabaceae.
AUGGGCAACAAUAACAGCAACAUCAGCAUAGCAAACAGCAGCAACAGCAGCAUAGCAAAGAGAUGGAAACAACUCAGCGGCGAAGACCAUUGGAAAGGACUACUAGACCCUCUUGACAUCGACCUACGACGUUACAUAAUCCACUACGGUGAAAUGGCACAAGCAACCUACGAUGCUUUCAACUCAGACAAAAUAUCAAAGUUUGCUGGUUCUUGUAGGUAUGCAAAAAAAGAUUUCUUCCCGAAAGUUUAUCUGGAAAAUGGAAAUCCUUUUAAAUAUUCUGUGACAAAGUAUAUUUAUGCAACUUCCGGAAUCCUUGUUCCGGAAGCUUUCAUUGUGAAGUCUUCUUCUGAGGAUGUUUGGUGUAAGGAAUCAAAUUGGAUUGGGUAUGUUGCUGUGGCUACUGAUGAAGGGAAAGAGGCGUUGGGAAGAAGAGAUAUUGUUGUUGCUUGGAGAGGAACAGUACAGACAUUGGAAUGGGUUAAUGAUCUUAACUUUGUUUUGGUUCCUGCUCCUAAAGUGUUUGGUAUUAACAACGUUGUUGAUUCUAAAGUACAUCAAGGUUGGUACUCAAUUUAUACUUCUGAAGAUCCACAAUCUCCAUUCAAUAAGACCAGUGCCAAAGACCAGGUUUUAACUGAGGUGAAAAGGUUGGUGGAAAAAUACAAGAAUGAAGAAACAAGCAUAACUAUAACUGGACACAGUUUAGGUGCUGCAAUUGCAACCCUAAAUGCACUGGACAUUGUUACAAAUGGUUAUAACAAACCAAGUGACCCAACCAUUAAGGCAUCACCAGUUACAGCUAUAAUAUUUGCAAGUCCAAGAGUUGGUGACAAAAAAUUUCAAAAGGUUUUCUCUAGUUGUAAAGAUCUUUCGAUAUUACGCAUUGGAAAUGAGUUAGAUAUUGUACCAAACUAUCCUUUAGUUUUGUAUUCAGAUGUUGGGGAAGAGUUGAAAAUUGACACAACAAAAUCUAUGUAUUUGAAGAGUUCAGUGAAUCCUUUAAGCAAGCAUAAUUUGGAGAUUUAUUUGCAUGGAGUAGCAGGGACACAAGGGAGUAAAGGAGGAUUCAAACUUGAGGUUAAUCGUGAUAUUGCACUUGUUAAUAAGUCUAGGGAUGCUUUAAAAGAUGAAUACCUUGUACCUGUGUCAUGGAAGGUUGUAGAGAAUAAGGGAAUGGUUCAACAAUUGGAUGGUUCUUGGAAGCUUGUGGAUCAUGAGGAUGAUGCUUAUUUUUAA